AUGUUUUGGAAAGGUGACAGUCCGCUCUUUUUAUCUGUCAAAUUUGGUUUCAUUGGCAUUAGUUUUGUUUGUGCUACAAGCCUAAAGGCAAGCGAGCUGCGGAGGCCCACCGAGGUUGAUUCGAAUGAUAUCAAGGCACUGGUUGAGCAAGACCGGACGCUAAAGGUGCGAGAGAUUGCGGAGACACUUAAAAUAGAUUAUGGAACCGUUCAAAGACAUUUGCAACAGCUUGGCUACGUGUCCCGCUCUUUGGGUGCCGCACAAGCUGACCGAGGAGAACCUGGCCCCAACCGCAUGUCCAUCUGCAAUUCACUUCUGAAGCGGCACGAAAGCGAUCCGUUUCUCAAACGAAUAGUGACUGGCGACGAAAAGUGGAUCAUCUACGAGAACAUAGUGCGCAAAAGAUCAUGGGGAAUCGCUGGCGAGCCGCCGAAUGCCACCCCGAAGGCCGGCCUGGCCUCCAAAUGGAUCCCUGGGGGAUCCAAAGAAGAUUUUGCUAUCCAUAUGGGAAAAACGAUUGAUUCGAAGGUCUACUGCACGCAGCUAACGAAAUUGAAUCAAGCAUUGCGACAGAAACGUCCAGAACUGGUCAAUCGCAAAGGUGUCAUAUUCCACCAUGACAACGCCAGACCCCACACCGCAAUAAUCACUCAGCAAAAAUUAGUGCAACUUGGCUGGGAUGUUUUGCCCCACCCACCGUAUUCACCAGACCUUGCGCCAUCCGACUACCACUUGUUCCGGUCCCUGCAAAACUCCCUCAACGGGAAAUCGUUCGCUGAUCAGACAGCUGUAAAAACGUACCUCGACCGGUUUUUCGCCUCUAAGCCCCAGACUUUCUAUGAGAGUGGAAUAAUGAAAUUGUUGGAAAGAUGGCAAGAGGUCAUCAACAAAAACGGAGAAUAUAUCAUUGAUUAA
Molecule: messenger RNA, 915 nt
Organism: Acromyrmex echinatior (Panamanian leafcutter ant)
Lineage: Eukaryota; Metazoa; Arthropoda; Insecta; Hymenoptera; Formicidae
Product: mariner Mos1 transposase
Biological process (GO): double-strand break repair via nonhomologous end joining; replication fork processing; DNA double-strand break processing
Cellular component (GO): site of double-strand break; condensed chromosome; nucleus
Molecular function (GO): histone H3K36 methyltransferase activity; double-stranded DNA binding; histone H3K4 methyltransferase activity
Source: RefSeq, a predicted model, not a curated record